AUGGCAAAGACAGGUAAAGCCACCAAAAAGUUCAAUCAGAAGCAUCUCAAGCAUACUUUGGAACAAAGGAAGAAAGUCAAAGAGUAUAAGAAAAAGAUUGGAGAUAAGAAAGCCAAAAGAGUUUCCAAAAAAGCUGAAAAUGGACAGACCCGCAGUAAUCGGACCAAUACUAAUGGAGAGAUCUUUGAAGAUAUGGACGUAGAGAAGUUUUUUGAUAAGAAAGUUGAGCUUCCGAAACCGGAAAAGAAGAUCAAGAAGAAGAAAGAGGACGUUGAAGAGGAUGAUGAUGAAGAAAGUGAACCAGAGAUGGAUCAAAAGGAUAUUGAUGACUUGAAAACGGAAGAUCCUGAAUUUUACAAGUAUCUCGAAGAAAAUGACAAGAACUUAUUAGAUUUUGAGCCUAUUAAUCCUCUAGAUGCCAUUGAUGAUGAUGAUGAUGAGGAGGAGGAGGAGGCAGCAAAGAAUGCAAGUGAUGAUAGUAAAGAUAAAGUGGCCAAGAUCAAAGUAAUCGAUGUUACUAUGGAGAUGGUGAAGGGAUGGGACGCUAACUUGAGGAGUGAACAGCCUAAAAUGAAAGAAAUCAAACAAUUAGUCGUUGCAUUUAAAUCUGCUGUGAAUAUUGAUGCCGAUAGAGGGUACAAAUAUAGUGUUUCCAACGAAAAUGUGUUCAACCACUUGAUGGUUAUUGCUCUCAAGCAGCUACCUCUUGGUAUUCAGAAGCUUACCCCUUAUAAGGAGUCUAAAAACGGUGUCAGAUCGCUUCCUUCAGGCAAUAAGAAGAGAGUGAAUGAAGUAUCUUCUGUUCUCAAAAUCCAUUCGGGCUCUUUAAUAGAGCUACUUGAUGGUAUUAGCAAUACAGAGACAGCUGCAUUAAUUUUACAGUCGAUUCAAGAGCUUUUACCGUACCUGAUGUCAUGGAAAAAGAUUCUCAAGUUGAUCCUCCAAGGUGCUGUGAAUGUCUGGAGCAGUUCCGAGCAGUUUGACACCCAAAUAGCUGCAUUUGCGUUCUUGAACAACGCUGCAAAGGAGUAUCCAAAACUUCUUUUGAGAGUAGAAUUGAAAAGCUGUUAUUCGAGUUUCAUCAAGAACUGUAGAAGAACCAAUAUUCACACUAUGGCAUCUAUAAACUUCCAGAAGAAUUCAUUGGCGGAAUUGUUCGGGGAAAAUCAGAAUUUAGGAUACGAUGUUGGUUUCGGAAGUAUCAGAAUGUUGGCUGUUCAUUUAAGGGACAGUGUCAAUAACCCUACUAAGGAGAGUUACAAGGCCGUUUACAACUGGCAGUACUGUCAUUCUUUAGACUUCUGGUCUAGAAUGCUUUCUAUUCAAUGCAGCGCAGAAAAGCCUGCUGAAAGUGUGCUUUCUCAUCUUAUUUACCCGUUGGUUCAGGUCACCAUUGGAACCAUCAGGUUGGUUCCGUCAGCUCAGUUCUUUCCACUCCGGUUUUAUCUUAUUAGAUCACUUAUUAGAUUGUCAAGGUCCACAGGUGUGUUUAUUCCUUUGUUCCCAUUACUAAGUGAGAUUCUAAAUUCAGCUGCAUUCAACAAACAUCCAAAAAACAACACUAUCAAUGCCGUUGAUUUCGAUUCUUGCAUCAAGGUCAAUAAGGCAUAUAUUGGAACUAGAGUUUACCAGGAUGGGCUUUGCGAACAGUUCAUCGAGCUCUGCAGUGAGUUCUUUGUGAUGUAUUGUAAAAGUAUUGCAUUUCCCGAACUUGUGACUCCUGCUACUAUCUAUCUUAGAAGAUUCAGAAAGAAGAGCAGUAAUCCAAAGUUCAAUAAGAUGCUAAGUGCCUUUAUAGACAAGUUGAACGCCAAUUCCAAGUUCAUCGAGGAGAAGAGAGCUACCGUUCAAUAUGGACCUAACAACAAACAGGAGGUUGCUAAAUUCCUACAAGAAAUUAGCUGGGAGAAGACUCCUCUUGGUGCCUAUGUGGUGACUCAAAGAGAAGUCAAGGAAGCCAGACUGAAGAUUCUACGGGAGUCUUUUGAGCAGGCCGAAGAGGAGGAAGAGCACAAAAAUUUGAAGGGCAAAGCCGAAAGUGAUGAAGAUGACGACAAUGAUAUAGUGUUGGAUGAUGCUGAGGAAAAGAAGGAUGAAGAGUAA
Messenger RNA from Brettanomyces nanus, 2103 nucleotides. RefSeq lists its product as uncharacterized. Bases 1 to 2103 code for a protein of 700 amino acids. The transcript has a single exon. Gene Ontology annotation, cellular component: Noc2p-Noc3p complex; nucleoplasm; Noc1p-Noc2p complex. Lineage: Eukaryota; Fungi; Ascomycota; Pichiomycetes; Pichiales; Pichiaceae. Gene Ontology annotation, biological process: ribosomal large subunit biogenesis. The record is from RefSeq and is a predicted model, not a curated record.